AUGCCUACCGUCCGUGACGUUACCGCCGAGGCCUUCAUCGCCGCCUACUCGUCGCACCUCAAGCGCUCCGGCAAGCUCGAGGUCCCCGUCUGGGUUGACGUUGUCAAGACCGGCACCGGCAAGGAGCUCGCUCCCUACGACCAGGACUGGUACUACGUCCGCGCCGCCGCGGUCGCCCGCCACAUCUACCUCCGCAAGCACGUCGGUGUCGGCGCCCUCCAGAAGCUCCACGGUGGUUCGGUUAACAGAGGAAACCGCCCUAGUCUGCACCGUGAUGGCUCAGGCUCCGUCGAGCGCAAGAUCCUCCAGUCCCUCGAGAAGAUCGGUGUUCUUGAGAAGGACACCGCUCGUGGCGGCCGCCGCAUCUCGGUUGACGGCCAGCGCGACCUCGACCGCAUCGCUACCGCGGUCCUCGAGGAGCAGCGCUCGGAGAACGACGACGAGGAGUCCGCCUGA
Rhodotorula toruloides NP11 is the source of this 456-nucleotide messenger RNA. Its product is annotated as 40S ribosomal protein s19. The record is from RefSeq and is a predicted model, not a curated record. NCBI's taxonomy places the organism in Eukaryota, Fungi, Basidiomycota, Microbotryomycetes, Sporidiobolales, Sporidiobolaceae. Gene Ontology annotation, biological process: translation; ribosomal small subunit assembly. Gene Ontology annotation, cellular component: cytosolic small ribosomal subunit; ribosome. Gene Ontology annotation, molecular function: RNA binding; structural constituent of ribosome. The transcript is spliced from 5 exons. Bases 1 to 456 code for a protein of 151 amino acids.